AUGUCAGGAGGAAUCUCGCAGGACUGGGAACCAAUCGUCAUCCGCAAGAAAGCUCCGACAUCCGCUGCCAAGAAGGACGAGAAGGUCGUGAACGCUGCUCGCCGCGCCGGAGCUGAGAUUGAGACCAUCAAGAAAUCAAAUGCUGGCUCGAACAAGGCAGCCUCUAGCAGUACUACCUUGAACACCAGGAAGCUUGAUGAAGAGACUGAGAUUGUUGCUCAUGAGCGAGUGCCAAGCGAACUGAAGAAGGCCAUCAUGCAAGGUCGAAUGGACAAGAAGCUUACUCAGUCUCAACUUGCUCAGUUAAUCAAUGAGAAGCCUCAGAUAAUUCAGGAGUACGAAUCCGGCAAAGCCAUUCCUAACCAACAGAUCAUUAGCAAGUUGGAGCGAGCUCUCGGAAUUAGCAAAUUCGACAAUCUACCAGUCUACCACCACCACCCGCCAUUUCUGUAUCUCCCGCCCGCCUUGCAGCUUCCUGCUGCCGCAAAAUUCUUCAGGACUUCUCGCCGGCAGCCGACGUCACCGCCGGCCAGCCGCCGCCAACUCUUCUUCAAUCAGCUUUCUUACUCACCACUCUCCGCUUCUCCUCCUCCUCCAAUCUCAUGA
Molecule: messenger RNA, 606 nt
Organism: Linum tenue
Lineage: Eukaryota; Viridiplantae; Streptophyta; Magnoliopsida; Malpighiales; Linaceae
Source: the annotation of a GenBank genome assembly